GGCUGGUGGUGAUAGUGGAGAUAUGGGCGCUGCUGGUGGUGGUGCUGGUGCUGCUGCUGCCGGUGGUGGUGGUGGUGGUUGGGCUCAGCGAGACAGUGUGCUGCGGGUGGCGUUGAAAUCGAGCACCCCGAGCAUGGGUGCGAGGACCAUGGCGUUGGAGAUCGGCGGGACCCGCUGGGCGAUCCACCGGGCGAUCUGCACUUUGGCGCUCGAGGGUAGGCUCGAGAGGACUGGCUUCCUUGCCCUGUCGAUCGGCAGCAGCGGCAGUCGAUGCCAUAGCAAGUCAGGCUGGUUUGAUCUGUGCCCGGAUGUCCAGGGAUGCGCAAACCGAGUUGCAAGACGAGAGCGGGUGUGGGAAAAUUGCCAGGGUGCGAUCCACAGAGAGCGAGCUCCAGCAAAUGCGGUUGCGAGUUUGGAUUUCGAAUCGGCGAUCCCCAGCGAGUGGAGCGAGAAUGUGCCGGAACCAGGCAGAGUCGGGCGGCUGAGAUCCAAGACCGGCGAUAGCAGCGAACGGAUCAGGUCUGACGACGAGCGGCUCGGUCCUGGACGACGAUCGAUCGAUGCUGGCGCCGAGAGAGGCCGGCUCUGGGCCAGCCAGACAUGAAGGGGGGAUGAAGGGCACCAUCGGUGAGUGGCCUGCCGAUGCUCCUCGACGCAGAGACCAGUGCGGGUGGAGAUUGCCGUCCUGGCUCGAGGGAGGGGUCUCCGCCGGGACGAGCUGGGCAGCGACGAGGGACUGGGGGGCGGACGGGGCGGGCAGUGGGAGAGCCAUGACAAUGGACCAAAACUGGCCCGAGGGGCGUCCGCUCGCAGUCCAGCGAGCACGACGGCGGCAUGGAGACGAUGGCGGUGGCUCUGGAAGGACGGGUUGCCGGACGAGAAUACGAGCACGGGAAUGUCAUGGAUGCGGGCUGGACAUGGGAAGGGAUGUGUUCAAAUCAAGGGCGGGGAGUUGGGCAAAGCCAAGACAGGGCACGGGCCGGGGUUGGAUAUCAGAGGACGACGAUGGUGUCGGUAUCGACAGUGCAGUCGCUGCUGAUAAUAACGGGGC
Molecule: messenger RNA, 1051 nt
Organism: Polychytrium aggregatum
Lineage: Eukaryota; Fungi; Chytridiomycota; Chytridiomycetes; Polychytriales
Exons: 1
Coding region: 23-604 (193 amino acids)
Source: RefSeq, a predicted model, not a curated record